Messenger RNA from Oncorhynchus masou masou (cherry salmon), 1769 nucleotides. RefSeq names its product N-acylneuraminate cytidylyltransferase-like. Gene Ontology annotation, molecular function: N-acylneuraminate cytidylyltransferase activity. The record is from RefSeq and is a predicted model, not a curated record. Bases 100 to 1464 code for a protein of 454 amino acids. Lineage: Eukaryota; Metazoa; Chordata; Actinopteri; Salmoniformes; Salmonidae. The transcript is spliced from 8 exons.
AGUGAGUUAGAAAGCAAGGUGCUAGAUACUUCAGACGACUGCUAUCCAUCGCUACCGCUACAAGACUAUUGCCUGCCCACCCGGCUAUUGAUCCUUUCAAUGGCUGCUGCAAACAAACGUACGCUGUCAGGCAUCGAAGAUGUGAGAGACAGAAAAGCAAAGGUUAUUAAAGACAGCGGUGAGAAGAGACACAUCGCAGCCCUGAUCCUGGCGAGGGGAGGCAGUAAGGGGAUCCCCCUGAAGAACAUCAAAGUUCUCUCCGGUGUCCCCCUCAUCGGAUGGGUUCUGAGAGCUGCAGUGGACUCCAAACAGUUUGACAGUGUGUGGGUAUCAACUGACCAUGAUGACAUUGAGAAGGUAGCCAAGGCAUGGGGAGCUCAGGUUCACCGCAGGAGCCCAGAGGUGUCCAAAGACUCCUCCAGCUCUCUUGACACCAUCCAGGAAUUCGCCCGAUUAAACCCAGAGGUGGAGGUGAUCUGUCACAUCCAGGCCACGUCUCCCUGCCUGCACCCCUUCCACCUGAAGGAGGCCCUGGAGAUGAUCACCAAGCAGGGCUUCACGUCCGUCUUCUCCGUGGUCCGACGACACCACUUCCGCUGGCAGGAGGUGAAGAAAGGAGGUAGUGUAGCCACCCAGCCUCUGAACUUAGACCCGUGUAACAGGCCCCGGAGACAGGACUGGGAUGGAGAGCUGUGUGAGAACGGAUCUUUCUACAUUUAUACCAGAGCGACGAUAGAGAGAGGCCUGCAGGGGGGGAAGUGGGCUUACUAUGAGAUGCUGCCAGAGUACAGUGUGGAUAUUGAUGUGGAUAUCGACUGGCCUGUGGCAGAACAGAGAGUACUGAGGUUUGGUUACUUUGGCCUGGACAAGCCUGAGGUGGUGCGUCUGCUGCUGUGUAACGUCUCCGGCUGUCUGACUGACGGUCCUCAUCUCUGUCUCUGGAGAGGAGAUGGUCUCAUCUCUGUCUCUGGAGAGGAGAUGGUCUCAGUCAACACCAGAGAACAUAGAGAACACACACUAGGGGUGGAGGUACAGAUAUACAGAACAUAUAGAACACACACACUGCAGAGAGAGGGGGUGGAGGUGAUCCUGAUCUCAUCCAGUGAGGACCUCCUGACCAAGGCCCUGGCUGACAAUCUAUCCCAGAGGACAGGCUGCGAGGUCAGGCAGCUGGGCAAGGACAUCCAGGGUGAGGUCAAAGCCAUGAUGGACGACAGGGAUCUGGACUGGAAGGAGGUUGCCUAUAUGGGUAAUGAUGCACCAGAUGUUGACUGUCUGAACCUGGCUGGGCUGAGUGCAGUACCCCGGGACGCCCCAGUGGUGGCGAUCAACGCUGCUAAAUACUCCUGCCACAGUGCUGCAGGCCUGGGGGCUGUGAGGGAGUUUUCUGAACACAUCCUGCUGCUCAAGAAGAAGGCCAAGUCUCAGAUGGAACAGGACCGCAUCCACAGAAAUACAUUCUAAACUCUAGAAUUUGUUCUAAAGUCACAGAGAUCCAUUCUAAACUCUAGAAUGUGUUCUAAAGUCACAGAGAUCCAUUCUAAACUAUAGAAUGUGUUCUAAAGUCACAGAGAUCCAUUCUAAACUCUAGAAUGUGUUCUAAAGUCACAGAAAUACAUUCUAAACUCUAGAAUGUGUUCUAAAGUCACAGAGAUCCAUUCUAAACUCUAGAAUGUGUUCUAAAGUCACAGAUUUCCAUUCUAAACUCUAGAAUGUGUUCUAAAGUCACAGAGAUCCAUUCUGAACUGUAGAAUGUGUUCUAAAGCAGG